CAAGAGAUAAGCAUUCCAUGGCCGUAACAUGACGCCAGUCCACUUGCGAUUUUUCUUUCCUUACUGCAACCAGAGUAGAAAAAAUGGAACUUAGCGGGUCCCCACUCCACAAUGACAGUACCACUCCUCAACUACAAGCUACAAAACACAGCUUACUUCGAGUUAAGAGUUACCGUUACCUUCGCUUCUCAUUUCCACCCACUUAAUCUCUCUCUCUCUUCCAUCACCGAAUACUCUCACUCCUCUCAUGGCUUCCCGUUUUCUACCCUUCCUCCUCCUCCUCCUCCUCCUCCUCCUCCCCCCUCUUCCCUUCUCAAGAUCGGAGUCGUUUAUAGGGGUUAACUAUGGGCAGGUGGCGGAUAAUCUGCCGCCACCCUCGGCUACGGCCAAGCUCCUGCAAUCUACUUCCAUCGAGAAAGUAAGGCUCUACGGCGCAGAUCCGGCUAUCAUUCAGGCCUUGGCCAAUACCGGAAUCGGCAUCGUCAUCGGCGCCGCCAACGGUGACAUUCCCGCCCUCGCUUCUGAUCCAAACUCCGCCGCUCAGUGGGUCCAAUCCAACGUCUUGCCUUACUACCCUGCCAGUAAAAUUAUUCUCAUCACCGUCGGCAACGAGGUGAUGAUGACGAACGACCAGAAUCUGAUCAACCAGCUCCUCCCGGCGAUGCAAAAUGUCCGAAAGGCCCUCGAGGCCAACUCGCUCGGAGGCAAAAUCAAGGUCUCAACCGUCCAUUCCAUGGCACUGUUAAGUCUGUCCGACCCGCCAUCUUCCGGAUUUUUCAUACCGAGUUACCAGAACACCUUGAAAGGACUCCUGCAGUUCCUCAAGGACACAGAGUCCCCUUUCGCCAUCAAUCCUUACCCGUUCUUCGCCUACCAGAGCGACCCGAGACCCGAAACGCUAGCAUUUUGCCUGUUCCAGCCAAACGCCGGUAGAGUCGAUGCGGGAUCCGGCAUCAAGUACAUGAAUAUGUUCGAUGCUCAGAUUGAUGCUGUGUAUUCUGCGUUGAGAGCAAUUGGGUUCAAGGAGGUUGAGAUUUUGGUUGCGGAGACAGGUUGGCCAUGGCAGGGUGACAGCAAUGAGGUCGGGCCAAGUAGAGAAAAUGCAAAGGCGUACAACGGGAACUUAAUUGCACACUUGAGAUCGAUGGUUGGGACACCAUUGAUGCCUGGGAAAUCUGUGGACACAUACAUUUUUGCACUCUAUGAUGAGGACUUGAAACCAGGCCCUGCUUCUGAACGUGCCUUUGGUCUUUUCAGAACCGACCUUUCAAUGGCCUACGAUGCUGGUCUCUCAAAGUCAAACACUACCCUGAAACCGUCAUCGACAGUUUGGUGUGUGCCGAGGGCCGGUGUUUCUGAUGCUGAAUUACAGGCGAGUCUUGACUAUGCUUGCAGCCAGCAGAGUAUUGAUUGCAGUCCAAUCCAAGCAGGAGGCAAAUGUUUUGAGCCUAACACCGUAGCUUCACAUGCCGCUUUUGCCAUGAAUCUCUACUACCAAACCGCGGGGCAAAAUCCAUGGAACUGUGAUUUCUCUCAAACUGCAACUCUAACCUCCCAGAAUCCCAGUUACAAUGACUGCGUUUACCCUGGAGCGAGUACUUGAGAAAAAUGAAAAUAAAAUAGAAUAAGAGAGAAAAUAUGUAUGAUGUAUGUUUUUUUUUUGAGUUGUUAAUUAGAAUUACCUUUAUUUGUAAAGCUUUCCUCCUUUUUACUAAAUCUUUCUCUCGCAAUGCUGCCUGCUAAGUGACUCUGCCUCAAGAACAGUACCUCACUUUACUCCCA
Molecule: messenger RNA, 1782 nt
Organism: Carica papaya (papaya)
Lineage: Eukaryota; Viridiplantae; Streptophyta; Magnoliopsida; Brassicales; Caricaceae
Product: O-Glycosyl hydrolases family 17 protein
Biological process (GO): carbohydrate metabolic process
Molecular function (GO): hydrolase activity, hydrolyzing O-glycosyl compounds
Source: RefSeq, a predicted model, not a curated record